AUGCUGGCGAAACCGACCCCGUUCGCCGGGCGCGACGGCACCGCGAAGGCGCGAGGCGGUCAAGGCGCGACGAACGGCGCGCGUACGGAGCGAAAGAAGGGCGUGGCGUGGACCGAAGAGGAGCACAAAAACUUUUUGAUCGGGUUACAAAAGCUUGGAAAGGGCGAUUGGCGAGGGAUCUCGCGACACUUUGUCACGACGCGGACGCCAACGCAGGUGGCGUCGCACGCGCAAAAAUACUUCAUCAGACAGACGAACGUGAGCAAGAGAAAGAGGCGCUCGAGUUUGUUCGAUAUCGUGGCGGAGCCUACGGAGAACGGCGAUGGACACACGAUCGUGCAUAGAUCGACGGCUGAUGCCGCGAACGCGAGCACGCACACCAAAGCGGUAGGCGCUCGGGCGACCAACGGCGUGCACAAGAAGACGCAGCACCACACGGGCGGAAUGUACGUGAAUCCGCGCGAGAGCACGAACGCAACGAGAUCUGUGGAUGUACAACAGCAUCGCGUGACCGGAAGCGCGUUGACGACGUCACUGUCGAAUUUGGCGGACGUGGCGUCCCGUGAGGCGCAUUACGUCGCAAGCCAUCACAUUACACAACCAGUUGGCGCGAUAUGGAUGCACAACGCUACGGCGAGGGCGCAGAAUCAGCAGGAAAUGGGCACGAGCGCGGCGAUCAAGAUCGACGAGGAGGUUCAUCCCACAUUCCCUAUGAUGUACGGUUUCGGUACGCCCGUGAACGCGUACAACCAAGCCAUGGUGCAAUACAUGGCGCAGUUGCAAGCUUUCGCACCGCAUAUGGAAGGCGGCGAGAUUGGCCAGCUGAGCCACAUCAACCAGAUGAAUCAGAUGGCUUGGAUGGCGCAACAGAACAUGGCCUAUCAGAUGGCGGCGCGUAGCUACGUGGCUCAGGCCCAGCAGGGCGCGCAGAACAUGAACUUUCGCCGCCCCACCGCGAUAUACGCCACCAAGGCGACACAAGCCAAGAUGAACUCACAAAACAUUGCCGCGAGCGGGGCAUCGUAA
Messenger RNA from Ostreococcus tauri, 1026 nucleotides. RefSeq names its product Myb domain, plants. Gene Ontology annotation, biological process: response to ethylene; response to auxin; response to gibberellin. Gene Ontology annotation, molecular function: DNA binding. Lineage: Eukaryota; Viridiplantae; Chlorophyta; Mamiellophyceae; Mamiellales; Bathycoccaceae. The transcript is spliced from 2 exons. The record is from RefSeq and is a predicted model, not a curated record. Bases 1 to 1026 code for a protein of 341 amino acids.